Conger conger (European conger) is the source of this 30827-nucleotide messenger RNA. RefSeq names its product spectrin repeat containing, nuclear envelope 2b (gene syne2b). The record is from RefSeq and is a predicted model, not a curated record. Bases 172 to 29409 code for a protein of 9745 amino acids. Gene Ontology annotation, cellular component: membrane. The transcript has 130 exons. Gene Ontology annotation, molecular function: protein binding. NCBI's taxonomy places the organism in Eukaryota, Metazoa, Chordata, Actinopteri, Anguilliformes, Congridae.
GUUAAUCGUACUGCACAACCUUCGCUACUCAUUCAGUAUCAGUACUUCCAAACAAACAUUGUUUAUGGCUGAACCUGCGUCAAAGUAGGACAAACGGACUGAAACGCUUUCUGACUUUUUAGCUCAGCCAUGCUCUCCAGAUCCUCUGGGUGAUCCCCCCUCUGUGGAAGUAUGGCAUCCGAGAGAGAGGACCCCCCAACGGAAACGGGGCCCAUCCCGCUGGACAUCGACAAUGUCCACAUGCUGCUACAAGUGGAGCAGGAGCAAAUUCAGAAGAGAACUUUCACCAACUGGAUCAAUGCUCAGCUUGCAAAGAGGAAGCCCCCCUGUGUGGUGCGUGACCUGUUCCGUGACUGCCGGGAUGGGUCACUGCUCCUGGACCUGCUGGAGGUGAUGAGUGGUCAGCGCAUGAGUCGGGAAAGAGGCCGAGGCGUGUUUCAGCACCGGAGUAACAUCGAGUCUGCCCUGUCCUUCUUGCGGAAGAAAUCGAUCAAGCUGGUCAACAUCAACAUUCCGGACAUCAUCGAUGGCAAGCCUUCCAUCAUCCUGGGUCUGAUAUGGACAAUCAUUCUACACUUCCACAUCGAGGAGCUGGCCUCUGGGCUGUCCUUCAGCUCCCGCCAGUCCUCCAUGGAGUCCCUGGCCAGCCUGGACACCUGCUCCACCAGCAGCAGCCGCAGCGGCAGCGCCAGGAGCAGCCCCAUGCCCCGGAGAGGCUCCCCCCUGCACCAGCGCUUCCGCGUCUCCGCCAAGAAAGCCCUCAUGCUGUGGGUCAGGGAGCAGCUGCACAAGGCUGGCUGCACCCUCAGUGUUAAGGACUUCAAGACCAGCUGGCGCAGUGGGGUGGUGUUCCUGGCCGUCCUCUGUGGUCUUCGCCCUGACCUGGUGGACCUGUCCAAGGCCGAAAACCGAUCAAACAAGCAGAACCUGGAGGAGGCCUUCCGGAUCGCCGAGCAGGAGCUUCGAAUCCCCAGACUGCUGGAGCCAGAGGAUGUUGAUGUUAGAGACCCGGAUGAGAAGUCCAUUAUGACCUACGUGGCCCAGUUCCUGCAGUACUCCCAAGAGAUACCUGCCUCUGAGGAGGACAUGCAGGUGCAAUAUCUGACUCCACCUCUCUCCCCUGUCAACCUGCCUACCCACUACACUCCUGCCAUCUCUACUUCACCUCUGCGCCAGGCUCACCUGCUCCAUCCCACUCCUAUCAGAGCAGCACCUUACCAAAAACCUGAGUCCUCCAGAUCUUCUCCUUCAGGGACCUCUGCCAAUCAGAAGGCCCGAGAAGUGACCUGCUGGCUGGCACAGGCCUAUCAGGAGCUGAUUGAGGGGUGGGACUCCACAGAAGGCGAAAGCUAUGCAGAGCGAUACCAUGUGUUCCAGACAUUCGUGGUGUCCUUUAAUGAGCAGCGGCGGCCGGUGAUGCCCCUGCUGACCGCCAUGCGACGCACGCCCCAGCUGAGCGAGGAGCAGCGUGCCCUGAGAGCAGCCUGGGACGCCCUGGCUGAAAAGCUGCGGGAGUACAAGACUGAGCUGGACCUGAGUCUGCCCAGUCCUCUGGACUCGGUGGGCAGGUGGCUGCUGCGGGCGGAGGGGGCGCUGACAGACGAAGACAAAGAUACGCAGGACCACGCCCGGGCCGCAGAAGACGCCCGAGAGAAGCUGGAGCUCCUCAAGACCUCAAUGGAAGAAAUGGGCCAUCACCUGAAAACCUAUAACUCCUUCAUGAACGUGGACGAAUACCACGCCAUUCUGGUUCCAACGGACAAAAUGGACGAAAUCAAAAGAAGGUUCACCAGCGUCCGUGUCACAGCCAAGUACCACGGGAUCAAACUGGAGUACCAGGAACAGCGGCACACAGCCCUGGACCUCCUGGGCCAGCUCAACAGCAGACUGAGCUCCUGGAACAGGCCCUACUGCUCCCAAGAGGGGGUUCGAGUGCUGCUCCAGGACUGGCAUGAGGCUGUGGACAAGCAGGGCCUGGUCUCUCUGUUGAAGGCUGCUCUUCUAAAGCUGAAAAUUGUUGCUGCCAAAUACACUAGCAAAUCUGCCCUGGCUGCAGACUCCGAGAAAAUCACCAAGCAGAUGAAGGAUCUGCAAGGCAAGAGUGCCAGGUGUCUGGAGGCGGUGCCAGUGGCAAAGGGCACAAUGAGCCGUGUGAUGUCAGCCUGGGACUCUUACUGUGACUGCCUGAGCUCUCUGCAGGCCUGGCUUGCCCAGGAAUCACAGUCCUAUUCACAUAGAGCAGAGGUGACACCUGAAUGUAUGUCAAAGUGGAGCAGCCGCCAGGCCCACCUGAAUGAAGUGGGGAACUUUCUCACAGAGGUGACAAGUCCGCAGACCAGCCGCACCCUGGCAGACGAAAUGCGCAAAGUCAACAUGCAUUGGGCUGACUUUGUCAAGAGAACCACAUUUGCUGGAGCUUCCCAGCCCAGCACCAGCCCCCACAGCCCCCAAGCUGUGCAGGCACUCUGCCGCGAGGCCAGUCAGCUGUUGAAGGAACCAGUGGAGGCUUUGUCUGGCCCUUUGCGUACCUACAGAAAGAGGCUACAGUUCAUGAUGAAGAAGAUAAAAGAUGUGGACAGUGACGCUCUUGCCCAGUUCCCAGACUGCUCAGCUGAGACUUUGCAGAAACUCAGACACACACUCCCUGAGGUGGUGAAGACACUUUGCGGAGCAGAGCAGGUGUGUGAGGAACUGCAGCAGAGUGUGUCCAGCCUGGACGGACGGCUGGCAGAACUUCAGCACUGUGAAACUGAGGCCAGGGAUCUCUACGAGCUCCUGAAGCAGGCAUGGAAAUAUGGCCAGAACCAGGACCCCAGGGCCAGAAUGUUCAUCUCUCGAGCCUUGCAAUUAGAGGGGCAAGUAGUGACUGAGGAGCAAGACCUCCAGGUCAUGGUGAUGACUGCACAGAAGAACUCUCCUCUACAGUACCUGAUUGCAACUGCAAUGCAGGACAGGGUCAGAGCAGCUGUUGCACACUCACAGGAAGCUGUUGGGAUGCUUAGCUCAAUUGGGGCUAGACGAGACCGAAGUCCCACUGAAGAUCAGCCUCCUUCUAAGAUAUUCAUCCAAUCACACAGAGAGGAAGUGCCCCAAACCCAAACUGGCAUCAAAUUUCACACGGUCACCCAGGCCCAGGUCAUGAUGACUGAGACACAAUCGCUGCCUGAGACCCACGAUAUGCAUGAGCCCCAGCCUAAAGAGGAGCCCCUGCCCCAAGAACUUCCCCAGCCCCUCGGUCAACUUGAGCCUCUAGUACAGCACCAACCUCUAGCUCAUCCCAUACCUCUUACAAGGCACCAGCCCCAGCCCUCACCUCAUCCUCAGAUGCAGACUCAAGAGCCCCAAGUUCUGGCUCAGCCUGCUGCUCUGGCUGAGCUCCAGGCCCUGUCUCAGCACCAGGCCCAACCCCAGCUGCAUCCCCAGGCUGUGCCUCAGAUCCUUAUCCAGCAUUACUCAGAGUCCCAACCUCCACUACAAACAUUCACAUAUGCACAAGCAGUCACUCGCUCACUGCCCAAGCCACACUCACAGUCACAGCCUCAGGUAGAAACCCAUCCACAAACUCACACCACAUUUCACACCCCAGUUUCUGCCCAGGCAGUGUCUAAACCUCAGUCCUACACUGAGGAUCCAGUCCAGCCUGACACUAAGGCCUCUGUCCAGCCUCUACCACAACCCCAACCUCAUGUGAUCACCCAGGAUACAACUCAGCACAAAAUCAAGCCCCAUGUCCUUACACUAACACAUGAUCAACCUUUUCCCCUAGCUUCACCCAAGUCCCCAGUUCCUGAUUACCAUUCCCAGAUCUCUGCCCAGUCACAGGCUGAAAAGCUCCAGUCACGUGCCAAGAAUCGACCCUGGAUGCAAAAAAAGGCCCAAACGCAGGUUCGGACACAGACAACGGUAGCGCCACAAAAGAAGAUUCAGGAGCAGUCAUUAGUUCAUACCCAGACUCAAGUCCGAACUCAGGCCCCAGUUCAGGCUCCACCCAAGACCCAGGCCCAGGCUCAUCCUCAGACCAAGGUCCAGGUUGAACCACAGGCCCACAUCCCGAUUCAUCCCCAAGCCCAGGUCCAGGUUGAACCCCAGGGCCGCAUCCCGAUUAAUCUCCAAGCUCAGGUUCAACCCCAGGCCCACAUCCAGGCUCAUCCUCAGUCCCAGGUCCAGGUUCAACCCCAGGCCCACAUCCCGAUUCAUCCCCAAGCCCAGGUCCAGGUUCAACCCCAGGCUCACAUCCCGAUUCAUCUCCAAGCUCAGGUUCAACCCCAGGCCCAUAUUCAGGCUCAUCCUCAGCCCCAGGUCCAGGUUCAACCCCAAGCCCACAUCCCGAUUCAUUCCCAAGCCCAGGUUCAACCCCAGACCUACAUCCAGGCUCAUCAUCAGGCUCAGGUCCAGCCUCCACCCAACACCCAGGUCCAGCCUCCACCCAACACGCAGGUCCAGGCUCAUCCUCAGCCCAAGUUCAAGGUUCAACCCCAGGCUCACAUCCCGAUUCAUCCCCAAGUCCAGGUCCAGGUUGAACACCAGCCUCACAUCCCGAUUCAUCUCCAAACCCAGGUUCAGCCCCAGGCCCACAUCCAGGCUCAUCCUCAGCCCAAGGUCCAGGUUCAUCCGAAGACCCAGGUCCAAGUUCAACCCCAAGCCCACAUCCCGGCUCAUACCCAAGUUCAGGUUAAACCCAAAGCCUACAUCCAGGCUCAUACUCAUGUUCAGGUUAAACCACAGGCACACAUCCAGACUCAUACCCAGAUUCAACUUCAUCCUCAGGCCCAGGGUCGACCCCAGAUCCAGGUACAGGCUGAACCACAGACCCAGGUCCAGGCUCCACCCCAGACCCACCACAUCCAAUUUCAUCCCCAGGCCCAGGUCCAGACUCAAGCAAGCGUUGAACCUCAGUCCAGGUCUCAGACUGAAGUCCAAAUUAAACCUAAGGUUCAGGCUCAGGCUCAAGUCCAGGUCCAGAUUCAACCCCAGUCCCAGAUCCAGGCUCAGCCGUUGGUCCAUACCCAGAAUCAAGUGCAAUUUCACCCCCAGACCGAGUCCAAGAUCCAGCCUCAGCCAUGGGUUCAUUCCAGAACUGAAGGAUCGCCACAGGUUUAUCCACCAACUCAGUCUCAGGUCAAUCCUCAGCCAUGGGCCAAGGCCCAGGCUGAAAUUAGGGUUCAAACCCAUCGUCAGGUCCAGUCCCAGCCAUUAAGCCAGACCCAGGCCCAAUCUCAAAUCCAGCCCCAGUCACGGACACAGAUUGAGGAACAAGCCCAAAUCAAGCCCCAGCAAUUGCCUCAAUCCCAGGUACACACCCAGGUUCAGCUUAAGCCAUGGACACUGAAUACUGAAAUAAAAACAUUUCCACAAACAUAUCCGCCGACCCACAGACAGAUCGAGCCUCAGUCAUGGGCCCAGAUUCAAGACCAGACUCCAUCCCAGACAAAGACCCAAAUCCAUGUUCAUGUCCAGGCUGAACCACAGGCCCAGACCAAGUCUCAGGUUCAGGUUGAGGUCCAGCUACAGCCACUUGCCCAUGGCAAAACUGAACCAAUGCCUCAAGUUCACCCAGAGGCAAAGGCCCAGCCCCAGGAUCAACCCCAGCCCCAAGCUGUACUCCGUACCAAGGCCCCAGCCCUGGCACAAGCCCCACAUCAGGCUUAUACCGAGGCUUAUAGCAAAGCACAGGCACUGGCUCGAGACAGAUUUGAGGAAGCUAAACAUUGCCUGCAAGACCACAUCCUGGAUGCUAUUACAACGUUCCAUGACACAGAAAUCUCAGAAAAGGAAAUGGAAAGGAAGGAGGAGACCAAGAAAACAUUGGACACGGAACUCCUUGAGGAGUUCCUGAGAGCAGCAGAAGGCAUGGAGGCAUUCUGCACUGUCGCUCAGCUGAGAGACCUGGAAUUCUUCACCGAGUCAGUGAGGACACAGUGGGAGGCUGUGCGUUUAGAGAUAGAAGCAUUUUCGAAGCACUUACAGUUUGAGGUUGAGCGAAGAAACUUUCACACAGCUGCUUUGCAAUGCGAGAUGCAUAUUAACAAAGAGAGAUCCAGCGCUCACUCUAAUCUUGUUCACAAGCACCAGACCUGCUUCUCCCCGGAGGGAAAUCUGGCCCUGGCAGGGCGGCAGCUGGAGGUCCUGAAGGAGCUGUGCGACACCCUGAGCCCAGAGGAUGCCCACCGGCUGGCCCAGGCCCAGCUCCAGGAGUGUGAGAGACGACUGGCAGCUAUUCAGCGGCAGUUCAGCGGAGACAGGGAGCCACUGCCUCUCGACACCGGGCACCCUGCAGAGCCUGCUAAAGACAGGGCUGAGCACAGAGACUCUGCGAUGUUGUUAGACGCUCCACGUGACAAAGCCAGACCUCAGGUUACCCAGGUGAUUAUCGGGGCAGACACAGUGGAGGUGAGGAAAGCUGAAAAAAUUGUAAUUGAAGAUCAGACUGCCAAACUGGAGGCAUUGGGCAGAUAUGAAGGUUCAAGAAAUACCUUCCAGGCCCAACUGGCCAAGAACAAGCAGAGUCUACAGUCAUUUCCCACAGAUGACGUCUCUGCUGCUGAUUUGAAAAUCCACCUGCAGGAUUUGGAGGCUCUGCAGAAGGAGUCGGAGAAGCUCUGGAGUGAGUGUGAGCUUCAGGCCUCCCAGUGCUCCAAGUUCAAAGGGGAAGAGCAUCGAUUGGAGCAGGACAAGGCUGAACUGAUGCAGGAGUGGCAAAGACAGCAGAUCUUUCUACAGGGGAGGAUGAAGUCCCUCCAAACAGCAGUUGAGCUGAUUGAGCUAAGGGAGAAACAGAUCGGUCACAUCUCUGAGCGCCUGGACGAAUACACCAGGAAACCCAAGGACGUCACGGCUUUCUCCCUUACAGACGCCCACUGCCUGCAGGAUAUAAAGGCCCUGGAAGAGGACAUCCAGCAGGAGAUGGCCCAGCUGUCCAGGCUGGACGGCGAGGACAGCGCGGCUGUGGGGGACCCGGACCCCGCGGUCCGGCUGGCUGUGAGCCGCGCGGCGGCGGGCUGCAGGCGGACCCUGGAGCAGCUGCGGCAGCAGGUGAAGAAGAGCGAGGCGGCGUCGCGGGCGCUGGACCGCUUCCUCCUGUCGCUGCGCGCCCUGGCGCAGGACGUGGACGGCACGCGGGCGGCUCCCUGCGAGGACGGCGAGGUGCUGCGAGACUGCCGCGCGCGUCUGACGCGUCUGCGCCAGGGCGCCCGCAGCAUGGCCGGCAAGGCCCCGCAGCUGGACCGCCUGCUGGAGGGAGCCGGGCUCAGCGUGACCCAGGACGCCGGCCCGGCCUCCUGCCUGGACGUGGUGUCGGCGCUGGAGGCCCGGCUGGAGGAGGCGGACGCGGGCCUGGCCGGGCGGCAGCAGGGCCUGCGGAGGGAGCAGGAGACGCGCUCCCUGGGCCUGAGGAGGAGGACGCUGAUGGGGGCGCUGAUGGAGCUGCAAGAGGCGGCCGAGAGGCAGGGCCUGAAGGAGCCCACGCUCCCCGCCGUGCAGCAACGCAUGCGUGCACUCACUGACGUGGAGAGCCGGCUGGCUGGGCACCGCACAGAGCUGGUCAACCUGCAGACCGCUGCUCGGGAGGGUGAUAUCAACCUGGAGGAGCUGGAGAGCCAGUGGGAGGACACCCAGAGAGCUGUGAACGAGCGACAGGAGCAGACCCGUGUGCUAAUGGAACUGCUAAAGAAGUUCCAGAGCUGUCGCAGUCGCCUUAGCAACACGCUGCAGAGGGCGGAACAGACCGUCAGUGAGCAGGCUUCUUACAUGGGCAAGGAUAACCUCCAGAGGCUCAUAGCCACGGUCGAUGGGAUAAAGGAGGACUUGGCCAGCCUUGGGGAGGGGGUUGAGGAGAUCAGGGGAGUGUGCAGGCAGCUGCAGUCCCAGCUGAAGAAGAUCCCCGAGUGUGCGGACGCCCCGUUUGAGAGCGAGGCUGACGCCCUGGUGGACCGCUGGCUGGACGUGACAGAGAAGACAGACUCCCAUAUGGACAACCUGCACGUGGGGCUGGAACUGUGGGACAAACUGCAGCUGCUGGGGGGAGAGGUGGACAGCUGGAUGAACAGAAAGAUGUCCAUGUUUGCCGAAGAGAGACACCCCUUCCAGUGUGAGGACGAGGUCACAGCACUGCAGGAUGAGAUCCAGGCUCAGGAUGAGAACAUUGAGCGUUUCCACAGGAAGUCCUCUGAGAUCCAGCAGCUCCUCCAAAACAAAGAAUCUCCGCUGGAGCUGCAGGUGAUGGAGACCCAGCUGAGGAAGAAGAUGGAGCAGGUGAAGGAGCUGUUCGCCGACAACAGCGACGUGUUUCAGGAGCUGAUGGCGGUGAGGCGGGACAUCGCCGAGCGGAUCUCCGAAUGCCAGUCCUCCCUGCAGGCCAUCGAGGCUGCUAUGAGCACGCUCAGUGCCACAGACAACCCCCAGCUCCUCGCCCAGAUCCAGGAGCUGUCGGAGCGCCUGCACUCAGAGGCUGAGCAGGCCGACUCCCUGCUGAAGGAGGUCAGCCUCAUGGCCGGCGUGGCCAGUCCUCACGCCCUGCGGGCCCUCACUGCUGAGGGGGCCCGGCUGAAAGAGAGCGUCCGGCACGCCCAGGAGCUCAUCGUUCAGAAGAAGGAGCAGGUGGAGAGAGGCUUCCUCAGGGCCAUCAAAGAUGACUGCCAAGCCUUUGAGGAGUGGUUCCAGGACCUCCAGCUCUCUGUGAACGAGUGCUUUGAGAACCCAGAGCAGAGGGAGGACGUGGAAGCUUCGCUGCAGAGACUGACUCAGGGAUUCUUGGGGUUUAAGGAGGGGGAGAGGAGGCUGGCUCGGCUGAAAGAGCGUUUGGCCAACGCUGGAGAGGAGCUCCACUCCGACCAGCUGGAUCCACUCAGUGUCUUGCUGCAGGACCAGGAGAAGGAGCUGACCACAUUCAGAGCACACUGCCAGGACCGACACAACCACCUGGAGGCCUGCCUCGGCACACUCAACAGUCUACGGGAGGAAUACAGCCAUAUGGACACAUGGCUGCAAGCAAGAGAACACAAGCUAGCACAAGGGGAGGAGCUUAACCGCUUGCAAGAAGAAGUUCUCAAAGAACGUGACCGUAUAGAGGGUCUCACCAGCCUGGUGGUUGCAGUUCGUGGACAAGGCCUGCGGAGUGAUAGGCUGGUGAGAGAAAGUGAUGACCUGCUGCAGCGGUAUCACGGUCUGUUGGCUCGGCUCGACAGCCAGGCAGAGGCCCAGAGCACCCUGGUCAGGGAGACACAGGCGUUUGAGGCCCAGGCAGAAAGCACCAGAGCCUGGAUUGGAGACCUGCAGCAGAGGGUGAAAUCUCUGGACAAAGGCACUGUAGGAACACAGGCUGAGAUUGAAGACAGAAUGCAGAAAGUUCAGGCACUUCUCAGCACCAGGUAUGAAGGAGAAUCCAAACUGCAGGGUCUGAGGUGGGGGGCACAGAGGCUAUCCCAGCAGAAAGACCUGGAGAAGGGCAGGAGGUGUGGAGUCCUGCAGACAGUGAAAGAUGCUGAGGAGCAGUGGAGAGGAGUCAUGCAGUCUGCAGAGGAGCUGCUCGGACAGGCAGAGGCCCAGAGCGCCCUGGUCAGGGAGACACAGGCGUUUGAGGCCCAGGCAGAAAGCAGCAGAGCCUGGAUUGGAGACCUGCAGCAGAGGGUGAACUCUCUGGACAAAGGCACUGUGGGGACACAGGCUGAGAUUGAAGACACACUGCAGAAAGUUAAGGCUCUUCUCAGUGUCAGGUAUGAAGGAGAAUCCAAACUGCAGGACUUAAAGCAGAGUGGACAGAGGCUAUCUCAGCAGAAAGGCCUGGAGGAGAGCAGGAGGUGUGGUGUCCUGCUGUCAGUGGGAGAUGCUGAGGAGCAGUGGAGAGGAGUCAUGCAGUCUGCAGAGGAGCUGCUCGGACAGGCAGAGGCCCAGAGUGCCCUGGUCAGGGAGACACAGGCGUUUGAGGCCCAGGCAGAAAGCACCAGAGCCUGGAUUGGAGACCUGCAGCAGAGGGCACAGUCUUUGGACAAAGGCACUGUGGGGACGCAGUCUGAGAUUGAAGACAGAAUGCAGAAAGUUCAGGCUCUUCUCAACACCAGGCAUGAAGGAGAAUCCAAACUGCAGGACUUAAAGCAGAGUGGACAGAGGCUAUCUCAGCAGAAAGACCUGGAUGAGAGCAGGAGGUGUGGGGUCCUACAGACAGUGGGAGAUGCUGAGGAGCAGUGGAGAGGAGUCAUGCAGUCUGCAGAGGAGCUGCUGAGACAGGCAGAGGCCCAGAGUGCCCUGGUCAGGGAGACACAGGCAUUUGAGGCCCAGGCAGAAAGCACCAGAGCCUGGAUUGGAGACCUGCAGCAGAGGGUACACUCCCUGGACAAAGGCACUGUGGGAACACAGGCUGAGAUUGAAAACAGAAUGCAGAAAGUUCAGGCCCUUCUCAACACCAGGUAUGAAGGAGAAUCCAAACUGCAGGACUUAAGGCAGAGUCGACAGAGUCUAUCCCAGCAGAAAGGUCUGGAUGAGAGCAGGAGGCUUGGGGUCCUGCAGACAGUGGGAGAUGCUGAGGAGCAGUGGAGAGGAGUCAUGCAGUCUGCAGAGGAGCUGUUUCAGGAUGUUGGAGAGCUGCUGAGACAGGCAGAGGCCCAGAGUGCCCUGGUCAGGGAGACACAGGCGUUUGAGGCCCAGGCAGAAAGCACCAGAGCUUGGAUUGGAGACCUGCAGCAGAGGGUGAAAUCUCUGGACAAAGGCACUGUGGGGACGCAGGCUGAGAUUGAAGACAGACUGCAGAAAGUUCAGGCUCUUGUCAGUGCCAGGAGUGAAGGCGAAUGUAAACUGCAGGACUUAAAGCAGAGUGGGCAGAGGCUAUCCCAGCAGAAAGGCCUGGAGGAGAGCAGGAGGUGUGGUGUCCUGCUGUCAGUGAAAGAUGCUGAGGAGCAGUGCAGAGGAGUCAUGCAGUCUGCAGAGGAGCUGCUGAGGUAUCCGGCCGUUCUCAUGGCAGUUGUCCUGGAGCUGUGGAUGUUGGAGAGCCUUGUGGAGCGCCUGCUGUCAGGCCUCUACCAGAAGCAGCAGGCCCAGGACCGUGUGGAGCAGCUCCAGCGGCAGACUGCUGACCUGCCCCGGCAGUUCCCCUGGCCAGGGCUGGGUGACCGUCGCCUGGCUGUGGAGCACGUGCGGAGCCUGCUGAACCGCACCCGGGCCCUGCCCCCUGCCCUGUCUGAGCUCCAGGCCCAGGGUGUGGAGCUCUUCCAGCUCACUCAGGACCCCAGCUGGAUCGACCCAUCCUGGGGGGCCCUGGAGAAACGCUUGCCCCCACUGCUUAAAGAACUGACGGACGUGUCUGGGAGUCUGGAAGAGGGGAUCCAGACGGAGCGGCACUGUGCUCAGCUUGUGGAGCAGCACAGUGCUGCUCUGGACUGGCUCCAGGAGCAAGUGCGGGGAUUAGGGCCACUACCUCACGACAGAGCCGGCCUACAGAGCACCAUUAACACACUGAAGGCCCUGCUGCAGACUGCUGACAGGGAAGGGAAGGAGAUGAGAGAGCUGGACGCUGUGAAAGCCUCCCUUCUGCUCCUGUGCACUCCGAGCGGCCAGACCUCCCUGCAGGAGGAGGUGGGCCGCAUGCAGGAGAAGAGAGCCCGCUCUGACACCCAGGCCCGGGACAGGCUGCGGGAGUGUGAGGCUCGACUGCAGGACAUCGACCGGCAGCUGAAUAGGAGAGCCCAGCAACUGCGAGAGGAGACCAGUGGUCUGCAGAGAGACUUGCACAAACUGGGCCAGAGCAUGGACUGCAGUCAGAUGCCGGCUGACGUUGGCCACCUCCAGGACCAGUGGAACACCCUCAAGCACUGUGAGAGGCCUCUGGAGCAGCUGGGGGUUCGGGUGCAGGAUCUGCAGCAGGCCCUGGCGUCAGAGGUCACAAAUGUGGCGCUGCCCAGUGACGUGGUCUCCGACGUGGCUGUUGUGGCAGAGGAGCAAAGCAGACUGAGGACUCGGCUGUCGGAGAGCCUGGACAGCUGUGCACAGCAUACGAUGCACAGUUUGAGAGACUCUCUUCAGGCCCUCCAGCUGUGGAACAAGUCUGCCCACACACCGCUGUCCUCUGGCUCUACCCAAAACAUGCAGGCUGCACUGGAUGAGGGAGAGAGGCUGAGGCUUGCCCUGAAGGGGGUGCUGUCACACGAACAGUUCCUGAAGGACAGUGUAGGACUGGAGCAGAUGGAAAAGCUGGGCAGAGACAGCUCAGAUGUUCUGAAGGACAGUGGGGUUCACAUCUCCAAUCUCACACACACCCUUCAGAAGAGGAAACAGGAAGCAGUGUCUGAACGGCCCACGUCAGUAGCAGAGCAGCAGCACGUGCUGAACCUACUGGAUACACAGGUGCAGAAACAUACACCUCAGGUUUGCCACAAGACUGAAGAAGUGGACAGUGCACGAUUGAAGGCAGGAGUCAAGCCUCAUGCUGAUAAGGAAGUGGUGCUGAGUCAACAAGAAGUUUCUGUGUCAUCCUGGCCGGCUGACGUCAGUGGCCUCAGAACGGCCCCACAUGAUCACAAGGUCAAAACUGGGCUUCAAGCAGACACCUUGAGGAAGCGUGUUGAGGUAGCAACACCUGGCAUGCAACAGACAGAUUUAUUCACCACUGGAAACACUGACACUCUCAGAAAUGAACUUGACCGUACUCAGCAAGAGAGCACUGAGAUUGCAGUUAUGGAUCGGCGCAGCUCUGAGACUGAGAGGAGUGGGAAGACAAGGCCCAACAAAAAGAAGACUGAGCCUCUUCCUUCAAAGAAACAAGACAGGGAGUUAAGCUACACCAAGAUUUUGGAGACUCAGGAACAUGGUCAAAGAGAGCCCUGUGAAAGCAGAGAUACACAUAAUGUGGAAGAAGUUCCUGUCUGUCAUUUUCCAAAGACUCCUCACCUAAAUGAGAUUCAACAGUCUGACAAACCCAAGGGCUUGAACAUUGACAGUUCUGUCAUGCAGAGCCUGGACACAAAGACUGAACACCCUAAUGCCCCAGAUACUUAUAAGGAGCAUGAGAACAUACAGGCUUUACAGUCAAAGAAAAUGACCACGGUCUUUCUGGAUGCUGACACACUGCAUAUACAGACACCAGAGCCAUUGAAAUCGAAGAGCAGUGAUACACUGCGCAUUGUGUCCUGUGAAACAGGUGGGUUAGACACAAAAUGGGCUCCAAGUCAAACAGCAGAUGCCAAGAUGCAGCCAUCUGACAUUAAAAGGCAUGAAGAAGCAAUAUCUGGAGAUACAUUAAAAUACAUACGCGGCCUGCCCAUCAGUACUUCCCCACACAAGGCCGCACAAGACAGUACAAUGCAGUCGCAUACUGGGGAAGAACCCAGUAAAGCAGAACCUAGUGUUGUCCAUUACCUGAGAGAGAUGCUAGGCCCAGAGUCACAGAUGAGUGAGGAGCCUCACACUAAGCAGAUGCAACCAGUGGAGCAAGAGGCUGACCGGAUAAUCCACGAUGAAACCUCCCUGACCAGUCUUGCUGAACAGCCGCAUGGUGGAGUCACUGAACCCAGGCAGAUUAAAAGUACAGACUACCUCUGGAGCCAAGACACUCAGGAAAUACAGAGAAGGUACCUUAUGUUAAAUCUACCUGAGGUGGCUGAGGUCCAGAAAGUUGCUGCAGAGAAGCCUGAGACACUACUCACAGAGGUCCAGGACCAUGUUGACCAAAUCAAGGGAUACCAGACAGAGUUCAGUGAACCCAUCCAGCUAGACAAAGGCACUAGAGUCAUCCCCACUGAUACCGCCCAGCUGGAGAGAGAAAGGAUCACUAGAGACAUCCCCACUGAUACUGCCCAGCUGGAGAGAAAAGAGAUUGUGAGAAUGAUGCACACUAAUCGCACCCAGCUAGAGGAAGGAAGUCUUGAUACUCUUGAGGCUCACGGGCCAGUCACUGAAACAACACUUGACAGGAACACAGAGUCACCUAACAGGGAGGAACAUAACUCCAGGCAGAUCCACAUACAAAGCCAGCUAGGGGAGCAAGAGACUGACAAGAUUAUCCAGGAUGAAACCAGCCUGACCAGGCUGGCUGAACCACUGCAGGGGGCAACCACUGAACCCAGGCAGAUUAGAAGUACAGAUCUCCUCUGGAGUCCAGACACUCAGGAAAUGCAGAGGAGGUACCUGGUGUUAGAUCUACCUGAGGUAGAGGUCCAGAAAGUUUCUGAGAAGCCUGAGGCUCUACCCGUGGAUGGACAGGUCCAUGAUGAGCAAACCAAGCAGCCCCUAGCAGAGUUCAGUGAAUCCAUACAAGUCGAGAGAAAAAAGAGCACUAGAGUGAUCCCCUCUGGUACUGCCCAGCUGGAGAGAGAAGAGAUUGUGAGAACAAUGCAUACUGAUCACACCCAGCUAGAGGAUGGAAGGCUUGAUUCUCCUGAGGCCCACAGGCCAGUCUCUGAGGCAACAGUUCACAAAACCACAGAGUCACCGAAGAGGGAGGAAUUUCACCCCAAGUUGAUCCAUACCCAACCCCAGCCAGGGGAACAAGAGACAACGAGAGACAAAAUUAUCCAGGAUGAAUCCACCCUGACCAGGCUUGCUGAAUUGCAGCAAGGAGCCACUGAACCUAGGGAGAUUAGGACCACAGACUACCUCUGGAGCCCGGACACUGAGGAAACACAGAGAAGGUACCUUGUGUUAGAUUUACCUGAGCUAGCUGAGGUCCAGAAGGUUUCUGAGAAGCCAAUAAAGGACCAGGGCCAUGUUGACCAGGUGGAGUUCAGUAAGUCCAUCCAGCUAGAAAUGAGAACUAGAGAAAUCCCGUCUGAUACUGCCCUGCUAGAGAAAAAAGAGAGAGUGAGUCCCACUGAGAAGGCCCAGUUGGGGAGAGGAGCGGGUACUAGAGUGAUCCCAACUGAUACUGUCCAGUUGGAGAAAGGAGAGGGAAUUAGAGUGAUCCCAACUGAUACUGCCCAGUUAGAGGGUGGAAGGCUUGAUACUACCGAGGCCCACAGACCAGCAGUGAACAGAACCACAGAGUUCACAGAGAGUGAAAUUGUGGAGCUCCCCCUGCCAGAGUCUGCCACAGAAAAGGACAGCGCACAACAGCAGGCCAAGGUACCUGAAGCUGAGAGAGAGCAUGUUGAGACUCCCAAGACUGUACAUCCAGGGGCCAGGGAGUAUGUAGCCCAAAGCAGCAAUGAAGUGAUGGAAAAAGAUAAGAGUAUGAGGCUGCCAUUCAUCAGUAUGGCACUGGCUGAGCCAGGGCUGGGCUCCUCAGACACUGCAGCAGAGCUCUCAGAAGGCAAAGAAAGCAGGGACCUGGAAAGCAUCAAGUUACCACAGCAGGAAGAAAAGAGCACGAUGAAACUGCCGGCUUGGAGUGAAGCAAAUCAGAAAGUCUCUGAGGAAGGGGCUUCUGAAGCUGGGGAUAUUACAAGGAGGGAGGACCUACCUCUGGAGCUGCCACAUAGACCGACCAUGCAGGAGACCUUCAGUGAGAUACAGCAGCUGGUAGAAACAGGACCCAAUAACUUUGUAAUUGGGGGAAAGCCCCUGUGGGAACCGCUGGGGAGUUUGGACACUUCACACAGAGACCUGGAGACCCGACUGAGCCAUGUGGUCUUCCGGAUCCUUAAUUGUCGGAACCGACCUGCCCAGCUCAACACCACAGCCAUGACCCAGCAAGUAGAAGAGGCUGAGGACUGCAGACAGUGCGCUCAGGAGCAGCUGGCAGCCUUUUCUCGGAUGUGUGAAUCUGAAGACAGGGUCUCGGACACUGCUCAGCCCAUGGAAGGACAAUGGAGUGCUGCCCUAUGGGAAGCCUCUGCCGCGGUGCAAGCCAAAGAAGCCCAGCUCCAGCUCGUCACACAGUAUCACAAGCAGUCGCUGGCUGCUAAAGCUACUCAAGAGAAACUGGCAGCUGAGCUGGAAGCACUGAGAGCAGCCCCUGUGGAAAGCUGCUCGCAGAAAGCAGAAAAACUGCGUGCUGUCCUGUCGGAUUUGGAGCAGGAGAGGACUGUGAUCGGAGAGCUGCUCCAGACAAACACCCAAUUGUCUCCCUACCUGGGGCAAUCAGACAGACUGGUGGCGCACACACUGCUGGAGCACCUGCAGAGGGAGUGGAGAGAGCUAGAGAGGGAUGCGGAGAAGAUGCUCUACCAGGUCUCUGUCCAGAUUCAAGAAAGUGGUGACCUUCUCCAGGAAGCACAAGAGCUUCAGGGCCAGCUUGACACUUUGCAGCAAUCUCUAGGUCCACCCCAGCCCUCAACAGAUCAGUGGGACCGCCAGAGGGCUGGACAGCUGAUGGUCAUGGACUCUUCCCUCACGGCUGCUAACCAGCAUUACCUUCACAUGCAGCAGCAGACCUCUGACACACUUUUCCAGAGAUUUCAGGGAGAGAAAGAGAAAAGGGACAUUGAGCAGGCCCUCCACUGUGUGAAGGAACAGGUGGAUUGCCUACAGGGGCAGAUUUCCAGACAAAUUCCCAGCAGCAGUAAUACCACCCUGGGUAAAAUCAUGAAGGUAAUGCAUGAAGCCUUUACCUGGGCGAAGCAGACAGAGAGUAAUAUUGAGGCCAGUAAGAAGGUGGUACUUCUCCCAGAGGGGGUCCACAGUCAGAUCAAAGGGCUUAAGAAGCUGCAGUCAGAGAUCACGACCAAGCAAUCCCAGCUAGAGUCAUUUGUUGAGGAGGUGAGAGAGCUUAUCCCUGAAUUGGAUGAGAAGGACACUCCUAUGGUACAUUCCUCACUCAACACUCUGAAGGGAUUGUCCAAGUCAACUGCUGAGAAGCUGGCUCGGGGCCUGCAAGACAUGGAGGUAGGCUUGCAGACAAGGGAGAAAAUGUCAGAGCAAAUUGCCGACGUUGACUCCUGGGUGGUGGCCCAUGUUCACAAACAGACUGUGAGGGACACUAUCAGCGGUGGCAGCACAGCAGAAUUGCAGCGCAAGCUCCGCCAGCUCCAGGAGACUUUGAAGAAAGCAGAUAAACAGGCAGCAGUCACAGAGGCUCUUCUCAUGAGGAGUAGAGACAUUGCUCCAGAGCUCACCGUCAUUGAGAACUGUCGACUCAAUGACAAACUCAUAAGCCUCCAAGAGGACAUCAAAGGCAUUAUCAGCUGUGAAAAAAAAAACUGUCGGGAGCUGGAGGCGCUGCUCCAAGCACAGGACUCUGCACGUAAGAAGUUGGCCUCAGUGGAAAUAAGCUUGAGGCAGAUGUUGGUAGACUUGAACAGGUUUAGGUUCCCUAUUACCAGAGACUCGCUGUGUGGUGUCGAGCCUAUAAAACAGAUGAUUCUGGAGCAGAAAAGUCAGGUGGACCAACUGCAUCCCUGCAAGGAGGACAAACGGAAAGAACUGCUGUGUAAGAUUGCUGAGAUGCAGAACAAGGUGAAUGUAUUGGGCCAAAAGGCAGAGCAGCAUGAAAGAUAUUUAUACUGCAGGCAGCGCAUAGAGGAUCUAAAAGAAAAAGUGGAGACUCACCUUAAGGUGAAAGAUGAAAGCAUCAGCAAAGAAGAGUGGUUUAAGAACUGCCAAGCCCUCCUCAUUCAGUUUCCUCUAAUCCAGAACCUCUGUAAGGUGGCUGAAGUGGAGCUGCAGAACAUCUCAACAGAUCUCUACCCAUCUGAGGUGAACUCCGAGCACACGAGGCUCCGCCAAGCUGCAAAGAGCUUCUCCACCUGGGCCCUGACUGUCUCAAACAAUGCUAGUAUCCUGGAAUGGGAGCUGAUAAACAACCUCCACUACCCCACCGAAUACAAGGCCAUGGUGGAGCUUCUCAAAGAUGCCAACCGUGAACUUGAGCAGCCAACACCGGUGGCGUCGGAAGAGCAGGCCAUUGAUAGAGAGUUGUUGAAGUGUGCGACUCUUCGGAGGAAUGUGGAGUCUAGAGCAAGGGUGCUGGAGGCUCUAGAACCCAGGAAUGGAUUUGGACAGAAGGGUCAGGAGCAUAAGACUGCAGACUUGGCGGACCUGAAGAAGAAGACUUUGAAUGGCUGUGAGAUGCGAAUGGAGAACUUAUUCCAGGCUCGAGAGAUGUUAGGAGAUUACAGCAGGUCUGUCAGAGGUGCAGUCAGGUUCCUGCAGGAAGCCGAGACCAGAUUCCUCCUCCCUCUUGACUACGCCGGGAGCUGCCCAGAAGAGCUUCAGCGUAUCCAGCAGGCCCUGGCCUCCCUGGAUGAGGAGUUCAAGUCCUACAUCACCCAGAUCCAGGCCCUGGUACCACAGCACAGCUGCCUCUCUCCCUACCAGGCAGAGCAGCUCCACAGCACAGUCCUGAGCCAGCUCCUUGUGCGGGUUUCCACUCUCCAGGCACAGGCCAGGCUCAGAAUGGAGACCCUGCAGAAAUGUUCCAAAAAGGAGAUAUUGUACCGAAAGUGUCAUAAGGAGAUCUGCCAGCGCUUGAAGACAGUUGAGGCUUCUCUUUCUGAGUGCAUCUCCUACAACGCCAUCUCUUAUAAAGCCUGCCUAGAUCAGCAGGAAAAACUGAAGGCGUUGGUGCUGGAGGUGGACUCUCUGACUGGGAGGCUGGAGGGGCUGAGGGAGUGGUGUCCGGAGCGGGGGUGCAGCAGGGGCAGAGAGGAGGCGCUAAGCACCCUCUGGAAGGAGUGGGCAAGGCUACAGCGCUGUGCCCGUUACCUGAAAGCUCGCUCGGUUCAAAGGGGAGCAGAGUGGAGACACAUCACUAAGAGCGUGGAGAGAGCCACUGUCAUUCUGGACCAACUUCGGGAUGAGUUGCCGGAAUGUUCCAGUGAAAAGGCCACCCUGGAGGAGCUGCAGGAGGGGCUGGUGUACACGGAGCAGUACCAGGAUCGGCUGGACUGCGAACACCGUGCUCUGACCGCAUUAGAGCUCCGAGCCGCACGCCUACUGGGCGUCCCCGCCCAUCAGGAACAGUCCCCGCCUAUCCCACUCUGUCAAGAACUGCAGAUAAUGCAGGGAAGAUUCAAAAACCUGAAAGAGAAGAGCAUGCUGGGCCGGCAGGCGGUGCACUCGGAGGUGCAGGAGCGGGAGCGGGUAAAGGAGGAGAUCAGCGGGGUGAAGGAGUGGCUGGUGGCUGCCGUGUCCCUGCUGUCUGUAAUGGAGGACCUCCCCAGCACUCAGGAACUGCAGGAGAUGCAGGGACAGUUGUGCUCCCAGAAGGCUGUGCUGCAGGGCAUUAUGGAUGGCCUGAAGAUGAAGUACUCUGACAUGUACACGCUGGUUCCUGUGGACAUCGACGGACCGCUACAGGAGGUCAAUCGCUCACUGCUGGAGGUGGAAGAAAAGGUGGGGGAGGCGGUGGAGAAGAGUGGGCCUCUCUGCAGGCUGGGGGGCAAGGUGGAGGAGAUCAGGGUGGGGCUGCAGGUAGUUCUAGCUUCACUGGAGAAGAGGAGCGUCUCAGUGGCUGAAGCUGAGAGGAGACAGAAGCGUGUAUGGGAUGAACUGGACAGAUGGCACUCCCGCGUGGCAGCACUGGAGGUAGAGGUGCAUGACAUAGCAGACGACCAUCCGGAGGCGGCCCACGUCCUGACAGAUAAGCUUAUGGAGACAUUGCAGCUCUACCAGCAUGUGGCCAAACAGGCUGAGCAAAGGACUGCCUUUCUCAGCAAGAUCCAUACCUGCCUUGAGGAGCAUGGGGAGAUGAUCAACAGCUCAAACAACUGGCUGAUUGAGGCUCACACGUGGCUGACUGCACCAUGUACCUACACCACCGCCAAGUGUCUCAGCAGCCAUGUUGACGCCCUGCAGAUGGUGCUGGAUGACUCUGAGCAGAUGAGGAGGACCCUGCAGGGCUUUGCGGCAGUGCUGCAGGAGGUCAGCUCCGUGUGCAACAUGACCACUCAGGAGGAGCUCCUGGCCCAGGCUGACCAACGCGUGGCCAUCAUGCAGGAGAGCAUCGCCAGUCAGCUGUCGCAGUUCCAACACGCUGCUGCUGAGGUGGAAGCCAUUGAGUCUGAAGUGGAAAAGAUGGAGAAAACCCUGAAUAAAUUCAGAGAUAUUUUAUCCUCCCAGGACUCUACCGUUCCCCCUCCAGAGGACCACUGUAAAAAUAUGCAGGUGAUCUUGAACGACACUGAGUCUAUGAAGAGGACUAUGGCUGAGAUCCAGAACUGCAAGCCAGGCUUGUGCCUGCCGGAGGAAGCGGAGGAAUCCCUGACCAUAUUUAAUCGAGCCCAGCUUCUGCUUCAGCAGGUCCAGUCACUGGAGCAGACCAUCACUGAGCAGAACCCAACACUGAAGGUGGCUGUUGAGCAGUCACUGGAACUGGGAGAGCUAUGCACCUCUACCUCAGAGGAGAUCAUAAUACCCAGUCCUACCCUGUCUGUUCUCGAUGAAUUUCAGGAGAUUCACAUAGAGGAGGGACAGAUCCAGAUCGCACAUGUGGAAGAGGAUGUCCUGAAGCGAUCCGGAGCGUCUCUGAUGACAGUGGAGACCUCUCCAGAGCAGGAACAGAGCUUGGGAUCAGAGAGGACGACACAGUUUGCCGAACAAGAAGCACACAUAAUAGGGAUGUCGUUAAACCUGGCUGGCGUGUAUAUCCCUGACAUUACGAAGCAGGAGCUAUGGUAUAUGCCGCUGUCUGAAGAGGAAGAAGACGGAGGAAGCUCGGACUCCUCGUCCUCAGGAACGCUCACUUUCAGUACUCCAGAGGAUCCAGACGAGGUCUUAAUAGAGGGGGAACCGCCCGGGACUUCAGACGCCUCCUUGGAACAGAGCCUAGGAAGAGACGAGGUGUUUGAACCCCAGCCUGACUCAUCCACUCAGGAUAUAGUGGGAGUCACCCUCCCUACAGAAGCAGCUGAGGCUGAAGCUCAUUCAAAGCCUGUGGCCACAGUCAGAACACAGGCCCUCCCUCAAAGCAUGGAGCUCUUGGGACAGAGUGGGCUUGCAUGGCAGGGGGCGGCUAGCCAGCCAGAGAGGCUGAAGACACAGAGCCAAGACACACACGGCACACACAAACCUGCCGCGCUUACACUCAGAGACGCCUCACACACAUUCCCGCUAGCUGCCAGCACCACUCUAGAGGCCCUGAACAGUGACACACUGACUGAGGAGGCACACCACAGCAGGACUACACCUUCUCAGGUGGCCCAAGACACUGGAAGGGCUCCACCUGCUCCAGCGGAGGACACGGGUCUCCAAGAGACCCCCAAGAAACAGCCUCCCCCAGUGGGCUCCCUCAGCGCAGAAAGACAGGUGUCAGAUAUUGACAGUGUACGCAGCGUGCACGCCCUAAAUAAACGCACGCACACACCUGCCAAGCAGACAAUGCAAACACUUGCACAGUCAGCUGAGGGUUGCACCCCACCGGCGCUGUCCAAAGACACUCCUGCUCCUCGGCACGCAGUUCUCACGCAUGUAAAGUCUAGCGACACGGUGCACAAACACACACGGUCACAGGACACACUCAGGCUUCUCCGGGACGAUGCAGACAGCUUGUGUCCGGCUGCACUCCUGGCCUCAGGUGAGCCCUGCCCGGCUCAGGGAGUGCUUCAUGCCUGCCACGAGCAGGCCGACCAGCUGGAGCUUUGGCUGGAGAGAGCCCGGCAGAGCCUUGGAGCCGCGUCAGGGGCAGCAGCCAUGCAGGAUAGCUUCGAGCAGCAGCUCCUCAACUGCCAGGACAUGUUCCUGGAGAUAGAGCAGAAGGUUGCCAGCCUGUCAGAGCUGGGCCAGCAGGAGGUUGCCAGUGGGGCACACCAGCAGGUGGAGGCCCUCUCAUCUAAACUGGAACUGCUCAAAUCCAGUCUGGUCACCUUCCAGAUGUUACUGCAGGAGAGACAGAAUGUGGAACAGGAGAUGCAGCAGGAAGAGCAUCCUCAAGAACGCGUGCUGAAGCGCAGUACCAGUGUUCACGAGAUGCUGACCUCCACCGAGAGCAAGCUCACCAGACAAAACAGUCUGCAGCAGCAGAGGGAGUUGGAACAGGAGCUGAGUGAACAGAGGGACCUGACCAAGGCCAUUGCGAGGCACAGCAGCAGAUCACGUAUGAACAGCCUGUCACAGGACAACCAAUCACAGGCACCAGCCGGGUCUCUUCCUGUCCCUUCAACUGCUCCCGCUGAGGGAGAAGAGGUAUUCACGUCCGAGGAGAAGUGGGCACACCUUCACGCCCAGCUGGCUGCCAAACUGCAGGCCCUGGAGGGGAACGCCAAUCAGGGCUCAUCUGAGGUGACAGGCACAGCGGUUGCCGCGGGUAGCAGUGUUGCAGCGAGAGAUCCCGGAACACACACUGUGCAGGAGCUGCAGACACACACCAUACGCCUCAGAGAACUUGGCCACCUGGCCAUGACCUCACAGACACAGGCCAGCUCAGACGGGGAUUGUGGCCUCACCCUGGAGGAGGAUUUGUAUCGUGAGCUGUGUGGAGUGGAUCUGUCACUCUGCUCUGUCACAGACCUGCUACUGGCCCCCUGUGGGACUUGCCUGGAGGACCACCGGCUCCAUCUGCUGCUGCUGGAGAGCCUGGCUGUGGAGCUGGACAAGCUGGGAAAUGAGUUGGGCUGCCAGGAGUCAGAGGUGUACCAUGCCCUGGGUUCGGUGGCCCCCCUAGCGGCCCCCUGUCAGGACCAUCUGCUGAGCCGCCUGUCCGUCAUCCAGACCCACCUCUUGUCCAGACAGGCCCAAAUGCAUACGCUCCUGGACCUCACUGAUCAGUGCCAGAGAGAUAUAAGAGGAUUGCAUGAGUCCUUGCUUGGUAAAAACUUGCUUUUGAACCAAACAAUUAAUGAAGCUUCAGGUCACGACCACCCUGGCAAACAGUUUCAGGCUGUUCAGCAGCUCCAGCUGGAUGUGCUGCUGCAGGAGACCCAGGUGUCUGCACUGAAGGGCAGGGUGGAGAGCCAGAGCCUGCCCACUGCUCUCAUAGAGGAAGUUCACAAGCUGGAGGAUGUGCUGGAUAGCGCCUGGAGCUCAUUGCGGGAGCGGCGGGGGGAGCUGAGGGAGAGCCUGGAGCUUCAGCAGCAGUACGAGGGGCUGCUCCAGGGGCUGGCCAGCCUGGCGGAGCUGGGCAGGGAGCGUCUGGGCCGGAGCCUGGGCUUGGUGGAGCACAGCCGGGCCGAGCUGCAGGACCACCUCAGCCGCCAUCAGAGUUAUUUCCAGCGCCUGGGGUCACACCUGGCUGCGGUGCAGCACUUCUCCCUGAGGGUCCCGGACAGCGAGCUGCGCGGGCGGGAAGGCGCUCUGGCACAGCUGGUGCAGGACGUCAGCGCUCUCCAGCGGCAGGCCCUGGAACACGGGACGCAGAUGCGCACCACGCUACAGACAUGGAUGCACUUUGAGGAGAACUGCAGCAUGCUGGGAAGGCUGCUACAGGAAGUGGAGUCCCGGCUGCCCAGCGUGGGCCUGGUGGAGGAGACUGAGGAGCGACUGCAGGAGAGGCUGUCCAUCUACCAGCAAAUGAAAGGAGUCCUGGAGGAGAGCGGGGCCCGGCAGUGCCUGGUCCUGGAGCAGGGGAGGGGGCUGCAGGCGGGGGGGCGGCGGAGGGACGUCACCGCGGCCCUGCGGGAGCUGGAGGCUCGCUGGCCGGCCGUCCGGGGGAGAGUGGAGCAGGACGCUCUCCGUGUGGACAGGCUGAGGAGGAUCUGGAGCAGGUUCCGGCGCGAUUCAGUGGCACUCAGCGAGUGGCUGGCCGAAGCCAGGGAGCGUCUGCAGAUGUGGAGACAGCGCUCUGUCACGGUUCCACCGCAGGACCUGGAGCAAAUCCGCACUCAUCUCGCCCAGUUCCUGGUUUUCUACAAGGAAGUGGAGGCAAGGUCAGUGCUGAAGGCGUCGGUGGUGAGCACAGGCACGCAGCUUCUGCUGCUGAAGGACACAGACACAGGCUCCCUGCAGACACAGCUGACACAGCUGGAGCAGGGCUGGGCCCAGGUGCUGUCUGCUCUGCCUGCCAUCCAGGAGAGACUGCAUCAGGCGUUGAUGGAGAGGGUGCCAUCACGUGAGGCCAUAGCAGAGCUGAACACCUGGAUCACUGAGAGGGAGGUCAUGCUGGAGGAUGGGUUAAAAUGGCUUCCCAGCCACAAGGGCUCUGCUGCCAGCCUCACCCAGGAGCUCCAGCUCCUCAAGGAGUACAAGUUGGAGAUUACCUGCCACCAGCUCACUGUGGACUUCGUCAACCAAUCGGUUUUACAGAUCAGCAGCCCGGAUAUCCAGACCAAGCGCUAUGAGCGCACUCAGUUUGCAGAGGAGCUGGGCUCCCUCAAUGAGCGCUGGCAUCACCUACAGGGGACCCUGAGCUACCAGACUAGACACAUGGAGCAGCUGCUGCAUAUCUGCGCAGACCGGGAGAAUAAACUGCAGCAUCUGCGCCGCUGGCUCAUUGGCCAGAGGGAAAGGAUGCAAUUGGCUGAGAGGCCUGCCAGUCGUUCUUCAGCAGUGAAAGCCCUGAAGGAGUGUGAGGAGACAGAAAAGAAGCUGAAGCUCAAACUGGCAGAGCUGCAGGUGCUGAGAGAGCUGUGUCAGUCCCUGGAUGAAGGCACGGAACAGGGGCAUGACUGUGAAUUUAUCACACAGACCGACACUGUCAAUCAGGCCUGUGCAGCUCUGCAUGAGCAGAUGGUGGAGGUGAGGCAGAGGCUGCAGCAGGUCCUGGAGCGGUGGGGUCUGUUUGAGCGCAGGCUGAACGAGGCUGCGCUCAGCACAGCCAAGGCCCACUACAUGUUGGAGCAAGAACGAAGCCCCCAGCUUUCCUUCAGCGCUCUCCAGAGCCAGGCCAAUCAACUACAGCUCCUGCGGGAGGAACUGGAGAGGGGUGAGAUAAUAUGGGACGCUCUGACUGUGACCUUUUCCGCUUUGCGGGACAUGGUCAGCCCUGCUGCUGCACGUCUCCUGGCUGAGCAGCUCGAACGGGAGCAGACACGGUGGAGGGUGGUGAUCCAAGAGCUGACGGACGAGCAGCUCAGGGUUAAGGGCCUCCUCCAGCGCUGGCAAGGCUACAGUCAUCUUUUUGCCGCCAUUUCACGUCGUCUGAAACGGCACGAGGAGGAAACCAAAGAGCUGCUGAGUGCAGCGCCCUGCCAGGACGACUCUGUGGAGCUGAUUCAGGCCCGCGCGGAGGCCAUUACUGGUCUGCAAAAGUGCACAGAUGAGCUGCAGAAUAGUGUGGAGGAGGUGCUGGAGGCUUCGAGAAACCUCAUAGGACAGAUGGAACCCGGAGCUGCUGUCUUCAUCCAAUCAGAGAGCCGUCUGCUGGCACGCAGUGUUCUGCAGUUGGCCGAGGCACUAGCAGGGAGAAAGGAGCAGCUACAGGAGGAACUGGAGCAGCUGCAGGAGCUCAGUAGCAGCCUGGACUUCCUGGAGAAACACCUGAAGGACUGCGAGGGCAGAGUGACUGUGGCUCUGGACAUUAGCGACGGGGAUUUUGCUAAGACGGACCUGUUAGCGCUAAGCACGCUGUCUCCGGACCUGGAUGUCUUGAAUGAGCUGAGCUACCGCCUGUCCCUCAGUGACCCCGUUUCCCGUAGGCUGCAGACACUCAACAGACGGUGGGCACUGGCCUCCUCCCUUGCGCUGGAGCAAUGCAGUGAGCUGCAAGCAGAGGUGUUGAACCAGCAGAGUUUUGAGCAGAAGUGUGAGAGCUGGAUGGGUUUCCUGCAGAGCAUGGAGGACAACCUGGCCGUAGACAUCGCCGGCAGUUACCCUGGCUUAAGGGAGCAGCUUCGCAUACACCAGAGGUUUCAGGUGGAGGUGUCCAUCGGGCAUCAGAUCCUGCACUCGGUCAUCAACGAGGCGCUGAAGCUGCUGGAGAGAGGGGAGGUGGAGGACAGGAGUGACUUCAUCCUGAAGCUGUCCCAGCUGAAGGAGCAGUGGCAGGGGGUGAUGCGGCGGGCUCAGCAGCGGCGCUCCCUGGUGGAGGGGCUGGUGAAGCACUGGCAACUCUACACCCGCAGCCUGAAGAAGCUCAGGAAGCUCCUCAGCGAUGCCCACGCCCUCCUGCCCCCCUCCGUCCCUGUGCACUGCAGUCUGGGCCAGCUGCACACCUCCCUGGAGGACCUCAAGCACAUGGACCUGCUGUUCCAACGCCACCAGAGCUGCUACAUCCAGACCCUGGAGGUGGGCCGGCAGCUCUUCUCCAUGGGCGAUGCGCAGACUCAGGCCCAGCUGCAGACAGAGCUGGGGGCCCUGCAGGAGGACUGGGAGCACUCGCACAGCCUGCUGGGAAAGAGGAGGACCCUCACCGGCAGCAUUAUACAGACCUGGGAGCGCUGCGAGGCCAAGCUAGCCGAUCGCCGAUGCAAGCUGGAGGACAUGAAGGCCAGACUGAAGCAGCUGCUGCCAGAACACCCGGCAGAGCUGCAAACUGCGGAGCAGGUCACUAAGGAGGCAGAGGACUCUCUGGAAGACUGGGCUCAGAGCCUGACGGAGCUGGCCACCAUGAAGACGGACCUGUCCCAGUACAUCAUCGCCGACGACGUGGUGCUGCUCCAGGAGCAGGUGGAGCAUCUACGCUGCCAGUGGGAGGAACUGUGCUUGAAGGUGUCUCUGCGUAAGCAAGAGAUCGCCGACCGACUCAAUGCCUGGAUCAUCUUCAACGAGAAAAACAAGGAGCUCUGCGAAUGGCUGACGCAGAUGGAGAACAAGGUGGCGCACAACACCGAUCUUAGCAUCGAGGAAAUGGUGGAAAAGCUGAAAAAGGAUUGUAUGGAGGAGAUUAACCUCUUCAGCGAAAAUAAAACCCAUCUGAAACAGCUGGGGGAGCAGCUGAUCACCGCCAGCAACAAGACCAAAGAGACGGAGAUUAACGACAAGCUGAAGGACAUCAAUGACCGAUGGCAGCACCUGUUCGACCACAUCGAGGCCAGGGUGAGGAAGCUGAAGGAGACGCUGGUGACGGUGCAGCAGCUGGACAAGAACAUGAGUAACCUGCGCACGUGGCUGUCCCGCAUCGAGGCCGAGCUGGCCAAGCCGGUGGUCUACAGCGUCUGCCACAACGACGAGAUCCAGAGGAAGCUCGCCGAGCAGCAGGACCUGCAGAGGGACAUUGAGCAGCACACAGAGGGCGUGGCGUCGGUGCUCACCCUGUGUGACGUCCUGCUGCACGAUGCUGACGCCUGCGGCAGUGACAUGGAGAACGACUCCAUCCAGCAGACCACCCGCAGCCUGGACCGCCGCUGGAGGAACAUCUGCGCUAUGUCCAUGGAGAGGAGGAUGAGGAUUGAAGAGACGUGGCGACUCUGGUGCAAGUUCCUGGACGAUUACUCACGCUUUGAGGACUGGCUGAAAACGGCCGAGCGCACUGCCGCUAACCCCAACUCCGCCGACGUCCUCUACACCAGCGCCAAGGAAGAGCUCAAGAAGUUUGAGGCCUUUCAGAGGCAGGUCCAUGAGCGACUCACCCAGCUGGAACUUGUCAACAAGCAGUACCGGCGCCUGGCCCGGGAGAACCGCACAGACGCCGCCAGCAAGCUCAAGGUCAUGGUGCACGAGGGAAACCAGCGCUGGGACAACCUGCAGAGAAGGGUGGCGGCCAUCUUACGCAGGCUCAAACACUUCACGUCUCAACGGGAAGAGUUUGAGGGGACACGGGAAGGGAUCCUUGUGUGGCUGACGGAGAUGGACCUGCAGCUGACCAAUGUGGAGCACUUUUCCGAAAGUGACAUCGACGACAAGAUGCGACAGCUCAACGGAUUCCAGCAGGAGAUCACACUCAACACCAACAAAAUCGACCAGCUCAUCGUGUUCGGUGAGAACCUGAUCCAGAAGUGCGCCCCUCUGGAUGCCGUGCUGAUCGAGGACGAGCUGGAGGAGCUGCACUCGUACUGCCAGGAGGUGUUCGGCAGGGUGGCCCGCUUCCACCACCGCCUCACCAGCCGUCGCCCGAUGCUGGAUGAGGACCGGGACCUGUCGGACCGGGACACAGACCUGGAGGAUUCGGGGGAGCUGGUGGGGGGUUCUUGGCAGGAGGAGAAGGAGGGCUCAUCCGGGGACUCCCCCAGUCGGCGGGCUGUGUGCCAUCUGCUGGCCCCGCCACUGGAGCGGUCGGGCCGCGAGACACCCGUCAGCGUGGACUCCAUCCCUCUGGAGUGGGACCACACCGUAGACGUGGGAGGCUCUUCCUCGCACGAGGAUGACGAGGAGGCCACCUUCUACAGUGCCCUGUCAGAUGUAGAAAUCACAGAAAGCCCAGAAUCCUUUGUUAAGGCUACUACCAAAGCGUUGAGAGCAGCCUCUGGAAAGUCCGCAGCAGAACCCCCCACCUGGCAUUCCCCUGACUCCCAGGACAGGAAGCGUCUGCACAGGGACCUCAUCUGUGGACUGGGCACCUCACCCACACAUUCCAGCACUCCCUACCAACAGGGCUAUGCCAAGCUGAUGAACGAGUGCAGCGACAGAAUCGACAACGUGAAGAGAGUGAAGCUGAUCCUGAAUGACGACGAGCUCCCGGAAGAGCACGGCCUUACUAGCCUCACUACUGCAGACAAACAAUCGGGGGUGAUUGGCCGAUGGGAACUGCUUCAGGCACAGGCUCGAAGCGAAGAGAUGAGGGUCAGACACAACCUGCAGCAGUGGCAGCAGCUGAACUCUGACCUCAGUGACAUCACGGCCUGGCUGGGUCGGGUGCUGCCGGAGCUGGACAGACUGCGGAAGAGGGAGCCCCCCAGCACUGUCCGAGACAUGGAGGGCAACAUCAAAGAGCUGAAGGAUAUGCAGAAGACCUUUGAAAAAUACAAGGCUGUGAUGAUUUCAGUCAACCUCAGCGGACGGGACUUCCAGCAGGGCGACAGUGCGGAGGCUGGAGAGCUGCAGGCAGGCCUGUGCAGCAUGAACCAGAGCUGGGUAAAGGCCUGCACGGCUCUGGACAGCUGGGAGUCACAGCUGCAGAGCACUCUCAUGAAAUGCCAGGAGUUCCAUGAAACUCUGCAUUCCCUGCUGCUGUGGCUGGCACACACUGAGAGCCGGCGGUUCGCAGUCAACAUCCACGACCCGUCAGUGGAGCUUUCUGUGCUGAGGGAACACAGUGCCACACUCAGGGGCGUGGAGGAGGAGCUACUGGAGCGGCAGCGGGAGGUCUCCUCUCUGCAGGCCAUCUCCUCUCAGCUCCUACUGGAGGCGCAGGGCGAGGACAGCACUGAGGCCAAGGAGAAGGUGCACGUCAUCGGCAACAAGCUGCGGCUGCUACUGCGCCAAGUGGGCCAGGACCUGCAGGCGCUGCACGGGAGGCUGGACUCAAGCUCUCUUACUGGGCCCAAAGAUGCAGUGGACUGCAGUGGCCUGGGAGCAUCCGGCACCCAGCAAUCCGUCUCUAAGGAGGUGACAGGAGAGAGAACACCUGGAGUGAAACCACCAGGAGGCAGAAGGGAUGAGAAGAGGGAUUCGUCCCCACCGAGGUCCUUCUUCUACCGGGUGCUACGGGCGGCCGUUCCCCUCCACCUGCUCCUGCUGCUGCUCCUGGUACUGGCCUGUCUGGUCCCCCUGUCAGAGGAGGACUACAGCUGUACUCUGUCCAACAACUUUGCCCGUUCCUUCUACCCAAUGCUGCACUACACUAAUGGGCCCCCGCCCACAUGAGCAGCACCCCCACCCACUCACCCACCCCCACCCCCAGCACCCUCAACACUGCAGUCAAGCAGGUUGAGCCCUAAAACUGCCACUACUGCGGUACGCAGAGAUUUUUGAGGUGGUGGUCCCAAGGAGAACUGUUGUUUUAUGUCAAUGUAUAUCUCUAUGUAUGAAUUUAGGGAUAUGGAAGUGUCCAGUUCUCUACUGGUGCAGAAAAAGCCAUGCUGUUGGUGCAGUUCCCACGUAUAUAUUUAUUAUCAAUGUGCUGUUCCAUAAAAAUAUAUAUAUAUCAGUGUCAGUGGGUAUCAGCUUUAGGACUGCUCUCAUGUCCAUGAAAGAAAAAAAGAUAUAUAUAUUUAUUUUUGAAUGGGCUUCAGUCACUUGUUUUUAAUUAAUAUAAGUUGUUCUGGGGUCUUUUUGAUAUUUUUGUGACUACCACAGCACCAUAAAAAAUGUAAGAAUAUCUGUGAUUUUCUAUUGUAGCUGUUUUUACUUCUAUUGAGGGAACCUGGAUUUUGACAUUUUUGUACAUAUAAUUUAAUUAGUGUUUUUGUUGUUAAUUUAGGAUGAAGGAUGAUGUAAAUUGUGAACACUGGGUAACAGUAGCUCUAUGGUUGCAAAAAACCAGGAAGGGAGCAAGAAUGGACGGAAGCAUAAAUCAAGUGGAAUUGUAUUACGAAAUUCUUUUUAGAGGCUGCAGGAUACUGUGUUGUAUUUAUGAGUGUAAGAUUUAAAUUAUGACAAAACUGUUGGCAGGAAUAAUACUAUUUGUGUUUUGAUUGAUGCUUUUGAUUAAGUUGUGUCAGUGAAGACAACCUCUACUUGCUCACUGAGUGAAUGUGAGUGUGUAGGCUGCAUUGGCCACAGGUGCUUGUGUCCUCAAGACUCCACCACAACAGCUGCUUUUCUCGAUCAAAUAUACGUGUACUGUAGCCCCAUUGUAGCACUGAGUACUGGUCACUGCACUGGAUGAUGGUUGUACAUUAAUCCUUGUGCUGUGCUGUUGUCUCUUCAUUUGUCUUUCACUGGACUCUGGGCAGUAAUAUCCCAGCUGUAUAGCCAGGAUAGAUGAAACAUAUGACUUGUGUACGACACCCAAAAUAAGGGCCUGUAACCAGCAUCUCAUGCAUUGGGAAAUGGAAGAACAGUGUAGAGUAUGGGAAUUGGUCAGAAAUAAUGUCAAAAAGAACCAAUGUAUUAGAUGAUACUGUUUAUGUCGUUGUCAUGUACAUUUUUACAAGUAAUCGGCUUCAUUAGUGUAAAUAGAAUUUCUACUCUAAGUCCUACACUGGCCUCCUGGAAGACAUAGAAAACAAUGGUGUGUACAGUAUGUGAUUUAUAUUUGAAUGCUUAUUUAUGGGGAUGUACAGUGUAAGCCCUUUUUACUUGACAAUAAAUAUUGUUUGCCAUGUUCAUCAAAAACCCAA